Peromyscus leucopus (white-footed mouse) is the source of this 2643-nucleotide messenger RNA. It is a transcript of the gene Glp2r, whose product is annotated as glucagon like peptide 2 receptor. The record is from RefSeq and is a predicted model, not a curated record. Gene Ontology annotation, biological process: cell surface receptor signaling pathway; adenylate cyclase-modulating G protein-coupled receptor signaling pathway. Gene Ontology annotation, cellular component: plasma membrane. NCBI's taxonomy places the organism in Eukaryota, Metazoa, Chordata, Mammalia, Rodentia, Cricetidae. The transcript has 13 exons. Bases 51 to 1580 code for a protein of 509 amino acids. Gene Ontology annotation, molecular function: glucagon receptor activity; peptide hormone binding.
CGGUGGGCACCCCUGCGGCCCAGAGGACCGGUCCUCUCCAGUCCCACGGGAUGCGUCUGCUCUGGGGCCCUAGGAGGCUCUUCCUCACCCUGCUUCUGCUGGUUUCCAUCAAGCAAGUUACAGGAUCUCUCCUUGAGGAGACAACUCGGAAGUGGACUCAGUAUAGGGAGAAGUGUCUUAGAGACUUGCUCAAUAAACCUUCUGGUAUAUUUUGCAAUGGAACAUUCGAUAAGUUGGUGUGCUGGCCUCAUUCUUCUCCUGGAAACGUCUCUGUUCCCUGCCCUUCAUACUUGCCUUGGUGGAGUGAAGAGAGCCCAGGAAGGGCCUACAGACACUGCUUGGCUCAGGGGACUUGGCAGACGCGAGAGAACGCCACGGCUAUUUGGCAGGAUGACUCAGAAUGUGCAGAGAACCACAGCUUCAAACAAAACGUGGAUCACUAUGCCUUGCUGUCCACCUUGCAGCUGAUGUACACCGUGGGCUACUCCCUCUCUCUCAUCUCCCUCUUCCUGGCUCUUACACUCUUCUUGUUUCUUCGAAAGCUACACUGCACACGCAAUUACAUCCACAUGAACUUGUUUGCUUCGUUCAUCCUGAGAGCGCUGGCCGUCUUGGUGAAAGACAUCAUCUUCUACAACUCUUACUCCAAGAGGCCUGACAAUGAGAGCGGAUGGAUGUCAUAUGUGUCCGAGAUAUCCGCCUCCUGCCGCUCCGUCCAGGUCCUCUUGCACUACUUUGUGGGGGCCAAUCACUUGUGGCUGCUGGUGGAAGGUCUUUACCUCCACGCUCUGCUGGAGCCCACCGUGCUUCCUGAAAGGCGGCUGUGGCCCAGAUACCUGGUGGUGGGCUGGGCCUUCCCCAUGCUGUUUGUCAUCCCCUGGGGUUUCGCCCGUGCACACCUGGAGAACACAGGGUGCUGGGCAACAAAUGGAAAUAAGAAAAUCUGGUGGAUCAUCCGAGGACCCAUGCUGCUUUGCGUGACAGUCAAUUUCUUCAUCUUCCUCAAAAUUCUCAAGCUUCUCAUUUCCAAGCUCAAAGCCCAUCAGAUGUGCUUCAGAGACUAUAAAUACAGAUUGGCAAAGUCAACGCUGCUCCUCAUUCCUUUAUUGGGGGUUCAUGAAGUCCUCUUCUCUUUCAUCACUGAUGACCAAGUUCAAGGAUUUUCAAAACUUAUUCGACUCUUCAUCCAGCUGACAUUGAGCUCCUUCCACGGAUUUCUGGUGGCCUUGCAGUAUGGCUUUGCCAAUGGAGAGGUGAAGGCUGAGCUGCGCAAGUCCUGGGGCCGCUUCUUGCUAGCUCGCCACUGGCGCUGCAGAGCCUGUGUCCUGGGGAAGAACUUCCGGUUCCUGGGGAAAUGUUCCAAGAAGCUGUCGGAGGGAGAUGGCGCUGAGACACUUCGGAAGCUGCAGUCCUCAACCUGCAGUUCCCACUUGGCCUCUGAGACCCGGGGGGAGCUGGGGGCUAGGUCUCACCGGGGCCGGGGAGCUUGGCCCCGGGGAAGCAGCCUGUCUGAGAGCAGUGAGGGCGACUUCACCCUGGCCAAUACCAUGGAGGAGAUUUUGGAAGAGAGUGAGAUCUAGGGCAGGGUCUGUUGCUCCAGCUCCGCCACUGGCGACUCUUGAGAAGGAUGUUGAUGAGCCCGGGAUCCUCCUCCUGCUCACUAUGCCCAUUCUGAUGUGAAGUUGUCUCUCCUGGGUUGUCAAGCUCGGUAUAAAUGAGUCUGUGUAAUGCCCACGGCCCUUCCUGCCAUGGUCACCCUACUGGUUCCCCUGCCAGGUGUAUGUCCCAGAAUGUUCACUGAUCUCUGGGGCCUUGCCCUAAAUUCAAGUGAAUGUAGCCUUCCAAGAAGAGAAGUCACUUACUAAAUAGGGUCCAGCUAGUAUCUCCUUCCCCCUCAUGGUACAUGGCCUCUUUCUGGGUGUAGGGUGCACCGGAACCCCACAGGAAGCUUUGAAGUGUCAAGUCCUGGGGACCAUGACCAACAUUCUGAGAGAGCAAGUGUGGGGUGAUGACCAAGAAUUGGAAGGGUUUGACAAGCAUCUGAGGAAAUUCUGGGAGGUUCGCCCUUGGCAAACGAACCCUGGGCAGGAUAGAUGGAGUGACUAUUAUGCAUUUGCUGCUCACCUGGGACAUACCACUCUCCUUGGACAGGGGGUGACCCCAUGUUGUCCCCCAGAUCCCUCUCCUCCCUGUUUCUCUUCUCUUCCUCUCCUGUCAAGUCUCGCCUCCCUUUCUCCAUCUCACUUCUGUCUGGGGUUGACAGAAGUUGGAAUGUCACUACACUGUAUGUUAGUUUCUGUCCUCAGUGCGGUGACCAAAUGGCCUGGUGAUUUAAGAGGUGAAGUGCCAUGUGGGCUCAUGGCUUGAGAGUGCAGUCCAUCAAGGUGAGGAAGGCACAGUGGUGAGGGGUAGGGGUUCUAGUGGAGCUGCAGGAUCAUGAGGUGACUCAUGGGGUGGCUGGUCACUGUUCUAGUCAGCAUGCUGGUUGUUUUUUGUCAACUUGACACAAACCUAGAAAUCUCCGGGAAGAGAAACUCUGAACUGAGGACUGUUCCUCCAUCAUACUGUCCCAUAGGCAAGUCUGUGGGAGCAUUUUUUUUGAUUAACGGUUGAUGUGGAAGGGCCCAGCCCACCGUGGGUGGU